Messenger RNA from Ricinus communis (castor bean), 3926 nucleotides. Its product is annotated as pentatricopeptide repeat-containing protein At1g73400, mitochondrial. Gene Ontology annotation, molecular function: protein binding. NCBI's taxonomy places the organism in Eukaryota, Viridiplantae, Streptophyta, Magnoliopsida, Malpighiales, Euphorbiaceae. The record is from RefSeq and is a predicted model, not a curated record. The transcript has 2 exons. Bases 305 to 1984 code for a protein of 559 amino acids.
AAAUUCCAAGGCCUAAAUUCAUCAACGACCUCCUUUGAGGCCCAGCUGUUCCAUAUAUCACCGGUGAAAUAUAGGCUAUGGACUGGCCCAACGGAAAGAAAAUAAACAAGUAAAGAAAAAGGAAUUAUAGGCAACUUGAAAGAAAAACAAAAACGCAGCGGAGAAUGAAGCUCCCUGUUCCGGCUCUUGAACUCUCUCCAGUCAUUGAGCGAAAUCAAACACGGCCAGAUUUUUCGCCGGCGCGUUUCCGAACCGGUAUUUCUGAUUCUAAUUCUUAUUGAAAGCAACUGCAGAACAUUAGGUUAUGAUGAGGAGAGUUUGUCCAAAUCUAUCUUUUUAUAAAAGAAAUCAUCUCUAUUCUACUUCUUCAAUCUCAUUGUGUAAUACUACUAUCUCUAGAAAAGUGGGUCCGUCAUUUCUUGCAUAUUCUCGUAUAAAUUCACCCAACUCAUCGCUUUCUUUGGCUUCUUAUUCGCCUGUUAUUGUUACUUCUUAUUGUUCUCUAAUUGCUUUAUCAGAACAAACAGUUGAUAAUAGAAAUUACUGUAGAGACAAUGUUGCUGAUAAAACAUAUGCAGUUGUUAUGGAAAGUUCUAAUCAUAUGGAGAAAGCCCUUAACCAACUUAAUUUAGAAUUGACUACUGAUUUGGUUGUUGAGGUACUACUAAGGCUUCGUUUUGAGGAAAAGAUUGCCUUUAGAUUCUUUAUGUGGGCUGGGCGCCAACAAAAUUAUACCCAUGAGCCUUGUGCUUAUAAUGAAAUGAUGGACAUUCUUUCUAGUACCAAGUAUAAAGUGAAGCAGUUUAGAAUAGUCUGUGAUAUGCUUGAUUAUAUGAAAAGGAAUAACAAGAAUAUUGUUCCUGUUGAGGUUCUGCUAACAAUUUUGAGAAAUUACACUCAGAAGUAUUUGACUCAUGUUCAGAAAUUUGCUAAGAAGAAGAGGAUUAGGGUGAAGACACAGCCGGAAAUUAAUGCGUUUAACUUGCUAUUAGAUGCUUUGUGCAAAUGUAGUCUGGUUGAGGAUGCUGAAACAAUUUUUAAGAGGGUGAAGAAUAAGGUGAAGCCUGAUGCCAGUACGUAUAAUAUAUUGUUUUUCGGCUGGUGUAGGGUUAGGGAUCCAACUAGAGGAAUGCGGGUUUUGGAGGAAAUGAUUCAACUUGGUCAUACCCCGGAUUAUUUUACAUAUAAUACUGCUAUUGACACUUACUGUAAAGCAGGGAUGGUGACAGAGGCUGCUGAACUUUUUGAGUUUAUGAGGACAAAUGGUUCAAGCUUGUCUUCUCCCACUGCAAAAACUUAUGCAAUCAUGAUUGCAGCUCUUGUAAAGAAUGAUAGAAUGGAUGAAUGCUCUAAGCUUCUGGGGCAUAUGAUAAAUAGUGGUUGCCUCCCUGAUGUUUCAACCUAUAAAGAAUUGAUGGAAGGAAUGUGUUUGGCAGGAAAGAUUGAUGAGGCUUAUAGAGUUCUGCAAGAGAUGGGAAACAAAGGUUAUCCUCCUGAUAUUGUUACUUACAACUGUUUUCUAAAGGUUCUUUGUGAGAAUAUGAAGAGCGAUGAAGCACUUAGGCUGUAUGGAAGAAUGAUUGAGGUGGAUUGUUUGCCUAGUGUGCAGACUUACAAUAUGCUGAUUUCCAUGUAUUUCGAGAUGGGUGAUCCCGAUGGAGCAUUCGAUACUUGGGAUGAGAUGCAUAACAGAGGCUGUGCGAAGGACAUUGAUACAUAUUCUGUGAUGAUUGAUGGGCUUUUUGGUUGCAAUAAAGUGCAGGAUGCAUGUCUUCUGAUAGAAGAUGUUAUGACUAAGGGAAUGAAAUUGCCUUAUCAAAAGUUUGACUCCUUUUUGAUGAAGCUUUCAGAGAUUGGUGAUCUCCAAACCAUCCACAAGCUCUCCGAGCACAUGAGGAAGUAUUAUAAUUCUUCUAUGGCAAGACGCUUUGCACUAAACGAGAAACGUAAGAGCAUGAGCUUUAGAGGGGGUAAGAAGACAUGAACAUUACGCUGGUCUUGUCUAUCUUAAGUAAAAUGCAUUGGACUUCCUUUCUAAUCAAAGUAUUUUCGCAUUAAUCUCUUCAGUGGAAUGCAAAGGGAAUCCAGAAUCAUUCCCUUCAGUGGAGCAAUAUUUUGCAGCAGUUAAAUUCUCAUUAAUCUCUUCAAACUUAGAAUUUUGUGACCCCACGCUGAAGUGCCUCAACUGAUUAAUGAAAGUAAUAUGGAAUAUCUUUCUAUGACGGAUUACAAGUGACACAGGUUAGUCUUCAUGAGCCUUAUAGAAUAUUGCCUGGAAAUACUUUGGUUUCCAUAAAAUUUUAGCAUUGUCUGAUUUGCAACACUCUAUAAAGACAUGAAUUGUGGCUACAUUGACUAGACAAAGUAUAAAAAGGAGGAUGGUUAAUCCACUACUUGUUUUCCAAAGCAUCUCAAAGCAUUCAGUUUGAUGGAAAUCACAGUUAGCAUUUACCUUGUUAAUUAUAGUACUACAUUAAAGAAUAUGGGAUACAUUGCACAUGUUGGGAAAUUAACUGAUGAGUUUUCUGCAGUCUAUAGUGUUUAUAGUGAUAAAUUACUAGAAUCUGCUUGGAGAGGAUUUGGAGGCAGCUUGCACCAAGCAGGGCUGUUUAAAACAGGACUGUCCAUUUAAUAUGUAGGAUGAUGCAUGGUGCAAGUUUUCAUGACACUGCACUAGAGUGUGCUCCAUAAGAGGUUAAAUAUGGAUACUGCAAAUGGUUCAGCUUGUGCAAUGUGAAGGUGGCAAUUUUCCUUUUGAAAGGCUAAAGCAAGCUUGAAAAGUGAAUUAUAUCACUGAAGAACUACACCAAUUAUAGUUUGCCUAGAACUUGAUAUGUUGCUCUUUCUUCACGUUCUUUCCCACAAACUGGAUAUUUUCAUUCAUCUAGUCACGAUUAAAUUUGAGUAUCAUCAAAUGAUAGUAUUCUUGAGAUCUUUUCCAGAGACCGUCAGUUGUGGAGCUGGGCAUUACAUGGCCGUCGGUACUCUUAGUUCUACUGUUGGUUGUCAAGGUAUUGAGGCAUCAUGUGUUUUAGGAUUGCUAGUUCUCUCCAGGACCAGUCAGUUUCUUCAGUACGGUCGUCUGCUGAUUAUAGCGAUGAAGAAAGGAGCUUGUGCACGCUGAAUGAAAGAAAUCAGAAGGAUUAAAACUAACGUUUGGAAGGGAUUGAAGGCAGCGGGUUGUUGAUGCCUGGCAGGACAUAACAUCAUCAAGGAAAAUGCUCUGCGUAGAGGGCUCCACUUGUCAGAUCCAACUUCUUAUCAUGCUAGAUGGAUGAAACUAAAUGCAGCUGGUGCUUUGAAAUCUAGGCCAGCAGAGGUGGUGCUAAUUCAAGGUUGGUGCUGCUAGACGGCUAAGAGAGUCAAGGAUUACAAGCAGAAUACGAAUGUCUUUCUGAAGUACAACUGGAGAAAAAGUAAUGGGAAAAGAGGUACAGAGAAAGGAGUAAGUAAACUCAGCAAGGUUUGCUCUAAAACCUUGAGCCGGGAUAAUGUGCAUAAGGUGAGCUCCUGGGGAUCUGAAUCUAAUGGGUGUAUUGAGAGAGAGGAUUUGUACCCAUUUGGUUACUGUUCUGAUUCUGGGCUGAGGCCUUACGUUGUGCUAAAAGAUAACAACAAAAGGAAGAGGUUAAAGGCCUUGGCAUCCUCUUGGUCACCAGUACGAUAUGGUUGGCGGAUGUCAGACAAGAUAGCCAGCAGCCAGCCGUGGGUCCUAAGCAACACCAUUUUUAGCGUGUGAUUAAUUGAACUCACCUAGUUGUUGUUAAAAUUGUGUAUAACAGCGAUACCUUUUGUUUCUUUCAUUCAAUUCUCUUUGUGUCCAUUCUUUUCCAUCUUGUGCCCAAAACUACUAAAUCUAUUCCAAAGCUGUAUUAAGUUUUUUAUGCUUGCAGCUCUAAUGCAGGCGGACCAUAGCUUGUAACCUA